AUGGUCAGAACUAGAGCAACAGGUGUGACAACACCAACCCCGGCAAGACAGGGUACGCCUGAGCCAACCGUUGGGGCUGCAGCUCGAAGGGGAGCAGUGGCAAGAGGCCGUGGUAGAGGUCGCGGGAGAAGGCCCACUAGAGGCAGAGGACAAACACCUGGUUCAGCUAGGGAUAGAGUGGUAACUCAUCCACCGACUGACGAGGUAGUGAGAGAGAGUGACGAAGGGGAAGAUGAGCAGAUUCAAGAGAAGGAAGUACCACCCCAGCCUACUCCAGAGAUGAUUAAUCAGGUUCUCACUUAUCUUAGCGGGUUAUCCGAUCAGGGGCAGGCACCCCCAGCAUUUUCUUCACUAGCACCUCAAGUUCAGGGAGUGCAACAUGCAGCUGAUGUGGCUCCUCGCAUGGAUGCGUCCUUAGAAACAGACACGUUUCCCCGAUUGACUGCAGGGCCUAUAAUGACUAGUGACCAGCAUGAUCUCUUUAUUAAGUUCUUAAAGCUGAAACCUCCAGUUUUCAAGGGUACUGAAUCUGAAGAUGCUUAUGAUUUCCUGGUUGAUUGUCAUGAGUUGUUACAUAAGAUGGACAUAGUGGAGCGAUUCGGUGUUGAGUUUGUGACCUACCAGUUUCAAGGGGAUGCCAAAAUGUGGUGGCGGUCUCAUGUGGAGUGUCGACCAGCAAAGGCACCACCUAUGACUUGGACAACAUUUUCUAGCUUAUUUAUGGAGAAGUACAUACCCCGGACUUUGAGGGACAGAAGAAGAGAUGAGUUCCUGAAUAUAGAGCAAGGAAGGAUGUCUGUUGCAGCUUAUGAGGCUAAAUUUCGUGCGUUAUCCAGGUAUGCCACUCAGCUUUGCUUCAGUCUGCAAGAGCGGAUUCGCCGCUUUGUAAAGGGAUUGAGGUCAGAUUUGCAGAUCCCAGCUUUACAGGUAGCUGCUUCUGCAAAGUCUUUCCAGGAAGUGAUUGAUUUUGUGAUAGAGGUAGAGGGGGUGAGGCCGGAUGACUUCACCAAGGUGUCAACAUUUAAAAAGUUUCGUAAGGGAGGUGAGUUUAGUGGUUCGUACUCCAGAGGGCAGAGUUCAGGGGGCUAUCCACCUCGUCCUAUUCAGUCUUCAUUGCAGGCUUCAGUUGAGGGUCCGUUGCGGACCAGUCAACCUUUUUCUGAGUUUGGGGGUUACCUCCAGUCUUCUUCGUCUUCACAAAGACCUACACUCGACUCUAGGACUUGUUAUGGAUGUGGAGAGGCCGGACAUAUCAAGAAAUAUUGUCUAAAGCAGAGUCAGGCUCGGUACGAUCAGAGUUACAGAUCCCCAGCAGUUAGAGGUAGAGGUGGUCAUGGUAGAGGCCGUCAUUCUGGAGGACGUGGUGGCCAAGGUAAUGGUGGUCACCAGUUCAACCGGGGUGGCGGGCAGGUUGGAACUACUGAAGCGCAGCCCGGUACUCUUCUGGUCUGUGAUCGCAUGGCUUCUAUAUUGUUUGAUCCUGGAUCCAUAUUUUCUUAUGUAUCUUCCUCGUUCGCUACUGGUCUUGAUUUGCAUUGUGAUUUGCUUGACAUGCCUAUUCGUGUCUCUACUCCUGUUGAUUGUAAUGCUAAGACUGUGACCUUGGCCAAGCCUAGGAUAGAUCCACUAGUGUGGGAGGGUGACUAUAUUCCCGCCCCAAUUCGUAUUAUCUCUUGUCUUUGUGCUAAGAGGUUGGUUAGUAAGGGUUGUUUAGCUUUCUUGGCACAUCUCAGGGAUGAUACUUCCAAAGUGCCUUCAAUCGAGUCUGUUUCGAUAGUCCGUGAGUUUACAGAUGUUUUUCCUUCCGACCUACCUGGUAUGCCACCAGAUAGAGAUAUUGAUUUUUGUAUUGACUUGGAGCCGGGGACUCGCCCCAUUUCUAUUCCACCUUAUAGAAUGGCCCCAGCUGAGUUAAGGGAGCUAAAGGCCCAACUUCAGGAAUUGUUAGACUACAGGCAGCUGAAUAAGGUAACUAUUAAGAACAAGUACCCCAUUCCUCGCAUUGACGACUUGUUCGAUCAGUUACAGGGUGCUUGUGUCUUCUCUAAAAUUGAUUUGAGGUCUGGUUAUCAUCAAUUGAAAAUGCGGGCAACGGACGUGCCAAAGACUGCUUUUCGAACCAGGUAUGGGCAUUAUGAAUUCUUAGUAAUGUCAUUUGGGCUUACGAAUGCCCCUGCUGCUUUCAUGAGCCUAAUGAACGGAAUUUUUAAGCCAUAUUUAGACCUCUUUGUUAUUGUAUUCAUUGAUGAUAUCCUGAUAUACUCGAAGAGCAGGAGGGAACACGAGGAGCAUUUGAGAAUUGUAUUGGGGUUGUUGAGGGAGAAAAAGCUUUAUGCCAAAUUCUCCAAGUGUGAGUUUUGGCUCGAUUCAGUGUCCUUCUUGGGGCACGUGGUUUCUAAGGAUGGAGUGAUGGUGGAUCCCUCUAAGAUUGAAGCAGUGAAGAGUUGGGUAAGGCCUACUAAUGUUUCAGAGGUAAGGAGCUUUGUUGGUUUAGCUAGCUACUACCGCCGAUUCGUACAGGGAUUCUCUUCCAUUGCUUCCCAGUUGACCAAUUUGACCAAGCAGAAUUUCCAUUUGUAUGGUCGAAUGAGUGUGAAGAAAGCUUCCUGA
Solanum verrucosum is the source of this 2610-nucleotide messenger RNA. RefSeq lists its product as uncharacterized. The transcript is spliced from 4 exons. Gene Ontology annotation, molecular function: nucleic acid binding; zinc ion binding. The record is from RefSeq and is a predicted model, not a curated record. Lineage: Eukaryota; Viridiplantae; Streptophyta; Magnoliopsida; Solanales; Solanaceae. The coding region runs from base 1 to 2610 and encodes 869 amino acids.